AUGUCACAAGCUAAUGAUGCAUAUACAGCAAGUACUGGGUUAUUGAAUCUAAUUACUACAAGUCUCUUUAAUGGUGCAGCAGAAGGUACUGGAGCUGUUAAAUUGGUUUCUUUGGCAAGAAAUUUAUUUGGUCAAAAUAUACCACCCGCAGUUGUUGCUUAUGUGGUUUCUAUUCAAAAUAAUUUAUUUGGUAGCUAUCCCAAUAGUGAUGAUUUAGCUCCAUCAAUUGCAUUUGCUGCUAUAUUUGGAAUUUUAAUGAUUAUACAUGUUAUAAUAUUUGCAAUAAAUACAAGUAGAGGACAUUAUUUUUAUAUUUCAUUAGUUUGGAUUGUUUAUUGUAUUAUGAAAGUUAUUGGAUUUGCUUUAAGAGCGGAUUGGGCAAAAGAUAUAACUCAAAUUAAUAAAGGUUUAGCUGGUGAAGUUUUUUUAAUUGUACCUGUUAUAAUUAUUGUUUCAGCAAAUUUAAUUCUUGCCCAAAGAUUAUUCACCUGGAGACAUCCAGUUGGUGGUUCACGUAAAUUAUUCUGGGCAUUUAUGAUUAUUUUAUAUGCAUUUGUUGUGAUUUUAAUUGCAGUUACUAUAUUAGCUUCAUUUGUUCCUUAUUUAAAUUAUUUAAGUUGGCAAUCAUAUAGAAAUUGGAUUAAAACUGUUCAAUUUACUGCAAUUAUGGUUAUCGUUUAUAGUUUAACUAGUGUUGCUUUAAUUGGUUUAUCAUUUUGGUUACCAACUUCCAAGGAUGAAAAAUUGUAUACUUAUCAACCAUGGUGGAUUGAAUCAUUUGCCCCAUUUUAUUUUGUUAAAAAAAAUGCCGCUCAAGAGGCUGAACAAACAUUUAUGAAGAGAAAUUCAAAUCAUAGACAUGCUACAAGAGUUAUUGCUGCUACUCAUCAUCAUUAUCAUUCAGUUAAAGGUUUAAAUAAUAAAAGAGGUGAUUUGACACAUUCAGUUUCAAUGGGUUUGUUAAUUAUUACAACUUUAUUAAUUUUAAUUGCUGCUAUUGGUAGAUGUAUUGUUGUAUUUCAAGCAAGACAAGAUAGAUAUAGAGGUGGAGCUGCAAAUAAAUAUUUUAUGUAUGUUGUUUGGGGAGUUUUUGAAGCUAUUAUAAAUAUUUUAUAUAUUGUUGGUAGAGUUGAUUUAAGAUUUUAUAGACCAGAUGUAUUACCAGAAGCUGUUAGAGCAAUUAUUACUGCUGAACAAACAUAUUAUCCAAGUUCAGAUGAAGAAGAAGAUGGUUUCCAUAGAGAUCGUCCAGAAACUUAUGCAAAAUUACAAGAAAGAUUAGCAAUGGAACAAAAAUAUAAUCAACAACAUCAUGAUGAAGAAAGUGCUUUUGAUGAUGAUCAUACUGAUGAUUAUGAUGAUAUUAAUUCUGAAGAAUGGGAUUUUGGUGCUCCAAAGGAAAAGAUUUCAACAUCAUCAGAUGAGCAAAUACCUUUUAAUAAUAAUGAAAAGAAAGAUCAAAAGACUAAAUUACCUUAUCCAACUUCACAUGAUAAAGAUUUACAUUUUAAUGACGCAGAAUCAGAAUUUAAUUUUUAA
Molecule: messenger RNA, 1539 nt
Organism: Insectozyma verbasci
Lineage: Eukaryota; Fungi; Ascomycota; Pichiomycetes; Serinales; Debaryomycetaceae
Source: the annotation of a GenBank genome assembly